UCUCUAUUUAUUGUAGUAUUUAAUUCAUAGUUUCUUGCGGUAAAUGAGAUAAUUAGAACAAAAAAGGAUAGGGAACAACAGAAGAAAGUUUAUUACCAUACUGGCAUUUUUGCAGGACACACUGCAUAAUUAGAAUAAAUCUCUCAAUUUAUUUAUGUAGAAAAAAUAUAUAACAAAUCUUUAUAUAUUUAUUUAUGGUUUAAAAACUGUAUAAUGAUGGAAGGUGGGAGACCUGAAGAAUGUGUUCCAAAACAUAUACCAUCUAGAUUCGCACAGAGCAAGAAAAAGAAAUGCACAGCUUUGGUGGAUCACACUGUGAUGCAAGAAGCAGUGUCACGUCAAAGUGCUUGUGCUGCUGUGAUGGGCAAAAUUGUUGAGCGACCUGUGCCUUCACUGGAAGACUGGGCCAAAGAAGAUGACAUUCAGUGGUGUCUUCCUCAGCCCUUAGGCAAUCCAAAACCCUUUCUCAUUCCAUUCAAGAAAUUUGAAGGCCAGUCAGAGAAAUCACUUUAUCGUCAGUACAUGGAGAGCAUUGGCAAAACUGGCUUGUUUGAAACUAGUCCUGUGAAAAGUGAAUUGGUUUCAGAAGCUUCAAAGGAAUUAAAUAGAGCUUAUCAAGAAGAAGAGAGUGUAAGUGCAGUGGUGUGCGGAGAAGGAGUUCUAGAGGGUGGGGCUCAAGAGGCUGCUCAGAUACACAAAGAAAACCUGGAGCGAUUGUCACAGCUGACGCCUGCUGAGAUACAGAAGGAGCGGGAUGAAAUAUUGGCUCAAUGUGACCCCAAACUGGUGGAGUUUAUUAGGGGCCUGCGUUCUCAUCAAGAACCUCAGCACAAGAAUUUCAAAGGUUUAAAAGGUGAAUAA
Molecule: messenger RNA, 861 nt
Organism: Hyalella azteca
Lineage: Eukaryota; Metazoa; Arthropoda; Malacostraca; Amphipoda; Hyalellidae
Exons: 4
Coding region: 214-861 (215 amino acids)
Biological process (GO): transcription by RNA polymerase II
Cellular component (GO): nucleus
Source: RefSeq, a predicted model, not a curated record